GAGGAGGAGAGGAGAGGAGGGGGAGGACUGGAAAACCUGAGGCUCCCCCGAAGAGCAGAGUUGCAUAAGGAAGGAGGAGGCUGUGGGCUGAAGUUCAGGUGGCUAAUCUUGGCCGGGCUGGGCUGCAUGACGACUGUGGAGGCUCUCGGGAGCGCGAGGGUUCCCAGACCUCUGCUGCCCAAGAGCAUCGGACAGAAGCAGAUGAUGACAUUGAGGGGGGGAAACAGUGAAGGAGGCAGCAAGGCGCAGUCCGGAGAGGCGAAUGUUCCAGCCGCUUCCUCCUCGUCACAGCGUGCUGCUGACGCAACCAGUGCCUACUGGGUGAUCGCUGGAGUUAUCACCGGACUUUGCCUGCUGUCAGGGCAGCUCGCAAUCAUCGCAGGCAACAUCGUCGGGCUCGCGUAUCCCACCUACUACAGCCUCAAGGCCUUGAACCAGAGCAAGCAGCCCGGCGGAGAGCUGCUGCAGGCUCGGCUGCUCACGUACUGGACCUGCUUUGCCCUGCUCCAGCUCGUGGAGGGGGUGGUAAUGCCCUGGCGAUGGAACAUCCCCCACUACUACGCCGUGAAGGUGGUUCUGCUGGUCUGGAUGCACAACGAGGGCGCUCGAGCGAUCUACAACAAGUGGCUCAAGCCGCUGGCGAGGACGCACGAGGGGAAGGUGGAAGCGAAACUCAGUGAGGCUGUCGAGCUGGUUCAAGACAGAGUAGCUCUCCUCAAGUCCAUCACUUCGCAUGCCCUCAGGAACUUCGCUCGUUCUGUGAUUCAGAGCAUUCCCAUGUGAGGUUCUUGUCAAGUGCAGCACUUGUAGUAAAGGUUUGCCAACGUC
Guillardia theta CCMP2712 is the source of this 828-nucleotide messenger RNA. RefSeq lists its product as hypothetical. Lineage: Eukaryota; Cryptophyceae; Pyrenomonadales; Geminigeraceae. Bases 127 to 783 code for a protein of 218 amino acids. The record is from RefSeq and is a predicted model, not a curated record. The transcript has 10 exons.